This is a messenger RNA of Cladophialophora yegresii CBS 114405, 228 nucleotides long. Its product is annotated as small nuclear ribonucleoprotein D2. Gene Ontology annotation, molecular function: RNA binding. Gene Ontology annotation, biological process: RNA splicing; spliceosomal snRNP assembly. The transcript has a single exon. Lineage: Eukaryota; Fungi; Ascomycota; Eurotiomycetes; Chaetothyriales; Herpotrichiellaceae. The record is from RefSeq and is a predicted model, not a curated record. The coding region runs from base 1 to 228 and encodes 75 amino acids. Gene Ontology annotation, cellular component: catalytic step 2 spliceosome; U5 snRNP; U4/U6 x U5 tri-snRNP complex.
AUGACCGCAACUCGCACACACACUCAAGUGCUGAUUUCAUGUCGAAACAACCGCAAAUUGCUGGCUCGAGUAAAAGCAUUUGACCGCCAUUGCAAUAUGGUUCUGGAAAACGUCAAGGAGAUGUGGACAGAAAAAGGCAAAGGAGGUGGCAAGGGUGUCAACAAGGACAGAUUCAUCAGUAAAAUGUUCUUGCGGGGCGACAGCGUCAUCCUAGUGCUGCUGAGUUGA